GGGGAAUAAUGGCGCAUGCGCGGUGCUGUGGCUGUUCCUCGGGCUCUUCUUCCGGCCUCCUCAGUCCUUGAUUAGGCUUAGGCGCAAAGAUUGCCCCCCUCGUUCCAGCCAAGUCGGGUUGACCUUUGACCUCGGAAGUGAACAAGAGUUGUGUUCGCUCUACGCGGGGAGGGGGAGAUCGGGGGUGGCCGUUAUCCGGUUUGUUUCCGGUUUCAACUUCCCCAGGGACCACCCCAGUGCCUUGGAGUAGCCUUUACAGUUUACCCCUUCCUGCUCCGCCAAAAAGCCCUAUCGACCACCUCCGAUGGUCUCCCCUUAACCCUUAUUGAGGUUUUCUUCCUUCUUGGCUAGCUUUUUUUUUUGGUAGGAGGGAGAGUCUCUACUACUUGGGCCUCUGCCUCGUUUUGCUCGCCCCCGUUUUGGGUGUCCUCAUCGGUUCUGGGUGUUCUGGGUGCAGAUCUUCCAGAGGGUGGCGGAACCUUUCUUGGAAGCAACGAUGGCGUGAGGGGGGGGGGUCCAGUGGAGGAAGAGGAGGUCGGGGGAGGGGGUGGCUGCUCGGAGGGGAAGCACGGAGCGGGUCGCCACGCCUGCUUUGAAUGGGAAAUUCGGUCGUGCCGUGAAUCACCCCCUCCCCCCGCUGUUAGGGAAAGGUUUUUGAGGGGGGUGCAGCUAAUCCCAAAAAGCAGGGUGGUGGGGGGAAAAGGGUUCUGGAUUUUCCAGCCCUGUGGAUCAUGGGCCGUAAACUGCCUUGAUGAAGGACAUUGGGAGUGCCAGCUGGGCAGUGGUUUCCUUGAGGAGGAGGAGGACGAGGAAGAGGUGGCCCCACCGUGGACAUGGGGUCGCAGGUACUGCAGAUCUUACGCCAAGGCGUCUGGGCCUCACUGACUGGGGGCUGGUUCUUUGACCCACACCAGAGCACGUUCUCCAAUUGCUUCCACCUCUACACUUGGAUAUUCCUGCUCAUCUUCCCCUUCCUACUGUACAUGGUGAUGCCUCCAAGUGUUGUGGUGGCAGGCGUGUAUUGCACCGUGGUGGCCGUGUUUUUCACCACUGUCAAGACUAUCAACUAUCGCCUGCACACCAUGUUUGACCAGGGUGAAAUUGUGGAGAAGAAGAACUCGGUGCUAGCAGAGGGGACCAAGGUCGAUGAAGGAACUGCUGUUGAUGAGGGGAACCUGACCAGAGACCCUGGUGGAGUGGAGAUGACCGUGUUCCGGAAAGUCAGUUCCACGCCUCCUGUGAGGUGCAGUUCCCAGCAUUCUGUGUUUGGCUUCAACCAGGUCAUGGAUCUUCUGCCUCACUUGGAGGAUGGGGGCCCUGUAAGAGAUAUCAAGGAACUUGUCCGUGAGCAAGGCAGCAACAAUGUCAUUGUCACAGCAGCUGAUCGGGACAUGCUCCAGCGCCAUUCCCCUGAGAACUGUGCUGCUGAGGUUCCUAGGGUGCCCUCUGACCUAGAAGGUGCUAAUAGCGGCCUGUUGCUUGUGCCCAAGAUGGAGCCAUCAUCCAGCGGGAGGAAGCUGCCCCCUUCUCUCCCAGUCCAGACAUCCAUUCAGAGCACAGACUCGUCCGAGCAGUCCCCCCUAGCUGAAACAAGCUCACGGCUGCCACGCUGGACCGGCAGCGAGUCGGAGAGCGUGGGGGACACGCCACUCAGCCCCCUCAUCAAGAGCAGCUUGAGCGAGGAACUCAGCCAGAGCUUUCUGAGCCUGGCGCUCCCCGAGGCGAGCAGCCACGGCCGCCGUGAGAAACGCCACUCAGGGACUGACUACCAGCCCCUGGAACCCCGACCGGAGCGGCCUGUCAAGGCUGGCUCUUCAGACAGCUGUUUCAGUGGCACGGACAAAGAGACACCCAGUACCCUGAGCAGUUACCGCAGCGAGAAAACCAAUUCCACCCACCUGGACAGCCCCUCCCUUGGGCCAGCCCCUGGAGAGACAGCCCCGGGGGAGGAGGCAGUGACUGGCAUGUCUCCGCCCCCAGACGGCGGCAGUGACACAGAUGCCCUUUCGGACAGCGAGCUGCUGCGUUCCCCCGAGUUGGGCCUCCUUGGGGAGCUGAGCUUCGACACGCAAAACACACUAAACUCCUUGGACACAGUCAAGGGCGACAUUGAACUGUGGGGUGGCCCUGAGCCAGAGCAAGUGGUACGGCCGAAGGAGCUGGGCCUCAAGGGUCGCAGGCGUCUCUCUGGCAAACACAGCAGCUCCUAUUUGCCCAUGCGCACCCUUCUGGACAGCAAAGCUUACACAGAGGGCUUUUUUGCCGAUGAGGACUCUAGUGACUGCAGCGACUUGAGCCGUGCCUCCAGCUUGCACUCGCAACACAAUUACAGCACCGAUAGUUCUUCCAGCACCUCUUGCUACUCUCCUGAGUGUCAUGCCCCUGCCCAGCAUGGGAAACACCACCUCGCUGAAGCCAAACCCCCUCCGCCCCCACCCCCCGAAGGCACUGCCCUCUCGACCAAACGUUCCCAUUAUGCCCAGCGCACCGGCAGUACGGCCAGUGCUAAGACCCAUGCCCAUGUGCUCAGCAUGGAUGGAAACAACUUGGAGGUGAAACCGCUGGGGCCCCUGACCGUCUCCAAGUCAGAUUUGGAGUCUCAUGCUGGGAAGCUGACAGCGGAGCAGGAAUUGGGCAGCACCGUGCGCAGCCAGUCCGCCAACCAGCCUGGCUGGAGGGGGGAGCUGCAAGCCGAAGGGGCCGUCGGAGGCGCGAGGGCCCACAGCAAGACUGCGGUUCAUUACACUAUCAAGCGCCAUGCAAGCCAUGAAGCUGACGGCAAGCGCCUUUUUUGGCAGGCAACAACUCACCCCCCUCCCGCCCUCUCUGGCCGGUGGAUCCUCACCCAGCUCGGGCCACAGCGACGACACUUCGCAGAGGCGCCCGUGCACUACUUCUAUGAUGAGAGCGGGGUCCGGCGCUCCUACACUUUUGGUAUGGCAGGGGGUGGCUACGAAAACCCAGUCAGCCAGCAGGUUGGAGUGGACCAUGGAACCAACAGUGGCUGGGCACAGACAUCUUCCACAUUCAUUCUAGCUUCCAACUCCUGCGAGAGGUGCUCCCACGCAUUAAUGGUUCUUCAGGGGAUGCCGGAGAUGCCGCGCAGGGUGCCUCUGGAGAUUCCUGAGGAGAACACGCUGAUGAUUGAGGACAAGUGCCACCCGCGCCAGUACUACAAAUUCUGGGUGCUCCCUGGGCACUGGAUGCGUGUCCGUUACGACCGCUUGGCUUUGCUGGCUUUGCUGGAUCGGAACCGGCGAGUUGCAGAAAAUGUCUUUGUGGUGUCACUGGUGAGCUUGGUAGCCUUUCUUGGCUACCUGCUCCUCCUUCAGGGCUUCUUCCGGGACAUUUGGGUGUUCCAGUUCUGCGUGGUCAUUGCCAGCUGCCAGUACUCCCUGCUGAAGAGUGUCCAACCAGAUGCUGCUUCUCCGAUGCACGGGCACAACUGGAUCAUUGCCUACAGCCGGCCUGUUUACUUCUGCGUGGCGUGUCUGUUGAUUUGGCUGCUGGAUCUGUGUGCCCGGGCGGUGCCCUUCCCUCCUGUUGCCUUCUAUGGCCUUGCGCUCUUCUCUGCCGACUUCUUCUACUGUGCCCGUGACGUGGUUAUUGUUUUCACCCUCUGCUUCCCAGUCAUCUUUCUCUUUGGACUCCUCCCACAAGUCAACACAUGUUUCAUGUAUCUUCUGGAGCAGGUGGACAUGCACAUCUUCGGUGGAACAGCUGCCACCAGCCCUCUCACCGCUCUCUUCAGCCUCCUUCGUAGCAUCCUUGUGGCCGCCCUUCUGUAUGGUUUCUGCCUUGGAGCCAUCAAGGUGCCAUGGGGUGACCAGCAUGUGCCCGUCUUCUUCUCAGUCUUCUGCGGCCUCCUAGUAGCUCUCUCGUAUCACCUGAGCCGUCAGAGCAGUGACCCCACUGUUCUCUGGGCUUUGAUCCGAACCAAGCUGUUCCCUGAGUUCGAAAACCGCAAUAUGGAAAGCCCCUCUGUUGGCGUUAAGGAUCCUCUGCCUGAGAAACUGUGCAGCUCUCUGAGGGAGAUCCUUCACUCGGACCUGGUUAUGUGUUUGGUCAUUGCUGUCCUGACUUUUGCUAUCAGUGCCAGCACGGUCUUCAUUGCUCUUGAGUCUGUUCUAGGCUAUGUGCUUUAUGCCUUGGCUGGCCUGGUGGGCUUCCUCACUCACUACCUUCUGCCCCAGCUACGGAAACAGCUGCCCUGGUUCUGCCUCUCGCAACCCGUGCUGAAGCCGCGGGAGUACAGCCAGUUUGAAGUGCGCAGUGCUGCCCAGCUGAUGUGGUUUGAGAAGCUCUAUGCCUGGCUCCAGUGUGUGGAGAAGUACUUCAUCUACCCAGCCGUGGUGCUCAACGCCCUCACCAUCGACGCCCACCUGGUCAGCGCCCCACGGCAGGACAAGUUUUGCAUAUACUGCCGUGCGCUUCUCAUCACCGUAGCAGGCAUGAAGCUUCUGCGCUGCUCUUUCUGCUGCCCUCCGCAGCAGUACGUCACGCUGGGCUUCACCGUCCUCUUCUUCCAGUGCGACUACAAGCACUACUCAGAGGGCUUCCUCACCGACUACUUUGUCAUGUCCAUUCUCUUUAGCAAGCUGUGGGAUCUCUUGUACAAGCUCCGCUUCGUGCUCACCUACAUCGCCCCUUGGCAGAUCACGUGGGGCUCGGCUUUCCACGCCUUUGCUCAGCCUUUUGCUGUGCCUCACUCAGCCAUGCUGUUUGUCCAGGCUGUCCUUUCCGCCCUCUUCUCCACUCCCCUCAACCCGCUGCUGGGCAGCGCAGUCUUCAUCAUGUCUUAUGCCCGCCCUGUCAAGUUUUGGGAGCGUGACUACAAUACCAAGAGAGUCGAUCAUUCCAACACCAGACUGGCCACGCAACUUGACCGUAACCCAGGUGCUGAUGACAACAAUCUGAACUCCAUCUUCUACGAGCACUUGACCCGCUCACUACAGCACGCACUCUGUGGGGACCUUCUGCUAGGGCGGUGGGGCAGCUAUGCCACAGGGGACUGUUUCAUCCUCGCCUCGGACUACCUGAACGCCCUGGUGCACCUCAUUGAGAUUGGCAACGGCCUUGUCACUUUCCAGCUGCGAGGCCUGGAGUUCCGCGGUACCUACUGCCAGCAGAGAGAGGUGGAGGCCAUCACAGAGGGUGUGGAAGAGGAUGAGGGCUGCUGCUGCUGCGAGCCGGGCCACCUGCCCCGCAUGCUGAGCUUCAACGCGGCCUUCGGGCAGCGCUGGCUGGCCUGGGAAGUGGCAGCCACCAAGUACGUCCUGGAGGGCUACAGCAUCAGCGACAACAACGCGGCCUCUAUGCUCCAGGUCUUCGACCUGCGGAAAAUCCUCAUCACGUACUAUGUCAAGAGCAUCAUCUAUUACGUGACUUGUUCCCCGAAGCUGGAGGACUGGCUGGCCAACGAGGGGAUCCAGGAAGCCCUGCGGCCCUGCACCUCCCUCAACUACGCGGACAGCGACCCCACUUUCAACCUCAACAUAGAUGAGGACUAUGACCACCGCAUGGCAGGGAUCACCCUGGCUUCCUUUUGCAACAUCUACCUCGACUGGAUCCAGUACUGUGCUGGCCGCAGGGAGAAGGCAGUGGAACGGGAAUGGAACUCUCCCCUGGUCACCCUGUGCUUUGGGCUCUGCAUCCUGGGGCGCCGGGCACUGGGCACUGCCUCCCACAGCAUGUCAGCCAGCCUGGAGCCCUUCCUGUACGGCUUGCACGCACUUUUCAAGGGAGAUUUUCGAAUCACCUCGCCUCGGGACGAGUGGGUCUUUGCCGACAUGGAUCUGCUGCAUCAAGUGGUGGCACCAGGAGUGCGCAUGUCCCUCAAACUACAUCAGGAUCAUUUUACCUCCCCGGAUGAGUAUGAUGACCCGGCUGUGCUGUAUGACGCCAUCACGUCUAAUGAGGAGAAGAUGGUGAUUUCACACGAAGGGGACCCAGCCUGGCGCAGCGCCAUCCUCACCAACACACCUGCCCUGCUGGCCCUGCGUCACGUGAUGGAUGAUGCCAGUGACGAGUACAAGAUCAUCAUGCUCAACAAGCGCUACCUCGGAUUUCGGGUCAUCAAGGUGAACCGGGAAUGCGUGCGGGGCCUCUGGGCUGGGCAGCAGCAGGAGCUCGUCUUCCUCCGGAACCGGAACCCGGAGCGCGGCAGCAUCCAGAACGCCAAGCAGGCCCUGCGCAACAUGAUCAACUCCUCCUGCGACCAGCCCAUUGGCUACCCCAUCUACGUCUCGCCCCUCACCACUUCCUACGCUGGCAGCCACCCGCAGCUGCGCUCUCUGUGGGGGGGCCCCGUCAGCCUGCACAAUAUCUCUGCUUGGUUCAUACGGAGCUGGGAGAGGUUGCAGAAGGGCUGUGGGGCCGGCUGCAACAGUGGAGGGAAUAUCGAGGACUCGGAUUGUGGCGGUGGCUCUUCCUCCCUCAGCAAUAACCCCACAGUCCAUGGGAGCACUGCCCACAGCGCUGGACCGGUAGCUACACACACCCCUGAACCGGCAGUUGCCACUGCCCAGCCUCAGGCAGGACUCGAGUCCAACCAUCCUCCUCAGAGCCAAAGCUGGCUGGUCCAGCCCCAGCCAGCCCCCUUGUUGAGCCAGGGCGAAGGACGGCCUCUGCCUACGCCAGCUGCAUCUUGGCCCCCUGGCCCACACUUCUUGGGAAGCCAACUUUCGUGCGCCGGCUCCUUGGCUUCUGUGGCCGAGGGGACUGGACGUGCCCCUCUGCCUCUCCGCCCAGGACUCGGAGCCUCCUCUGCCUUCGCUUAUGAGGGCCUCUGUGGCAAAUGGAGCCUGCCCAGCUGCAAGGGACUGAACGGGCUGGCAGGGGGUGAGGUUGACAUCCCACCUGGAACACCCCCAGCAUGCGCUAAAGAGAGUUCAUCACCUUCUGCUGUCGCUGCAGUGGGAACAGUGGGUGCUGGCAGCAGUCCUAAACCUCAGCCCCCCACCCCGGGACCCAUCCCUGAAGGCAGCAGUGACUCGACCCCAUUACCUCCAGAACUGUUGGCAACACCCUGUGGGAGCUGUCCCAGGCCAGAGUCCGCCCCCACUUUAGCAGAGUGGGGGCGGCAACGAGAAGAAGAAGAUAGCCCGGCAGCUGUUCAGCCGCUUCUGGAACAUCAGUACUAAGGGGGAAAGGAGCCUUUGAUGUCCUACAGAAACACGGGCUGGCCCCGUCUGACUUUCUUUCUCCCCCCCUUUCAAAAACCCUUUGUUUCCUCGUUCCUUCAGGACCAUGGACAGCAAUAAGGGGAGUGGGGGCUUUCCUCCUCAAUCGCUGCAGCCUUCUGUGCCCCCAUUCCCCCUUCCCUCCCCCUUUGCCUGCAGGAGCGGGCUCCGUCUUCUGGGACAUGAAAGAGUGGAGGACCCUGUGCAUUGCCCCCUCUUCCUGCCCCAUAUGGGACCCACCUUGGACACCAAGUCCCUUUUGGUGACACUCAAGGAAGAUUUCUGUUCUCGUCGUUGUUCCUUGGGAUUAUUAUAUAUAUUUUUUUGUUUCUCCCUACCCCUGGAUUUUUGGUUGGUAUAAAAAUUAAAAACGCUGGGGGGAAAAGCUUUGCACAAUGUUUUGAGGA
Sphaerodactylus townsendi is the source of this 7588-nucleotide messenger RNA. It is a transcript of the gene PCNX3, whose product is annotated as pecanex 3. Gene Ontology annotation, cellular component: membrane. The record is from RefSeq and is a predicted model, not a curated record. Bases 834 to 7142 code for a protein of 2102 amino acids. The transcript has 36 exons. NCBI's taxonomy places the organism in Eukaryota, Metazoa, Chordata, Lepidosauria, Squamata, Sphaerodactylidae.